Hibiscus syriacus is the source of this 684-nucleotide messenger RNA. RefSeq lists its product as uncharacterized. The coding region runs from base 1 to 684 and encodes 227 amino acids. The transcript has 3 exons. NCBI's taxonomy places the organism in Eukaryota, Viridiplantae, Streptophyta, Magnoliopsida, Malvales, Malvaceae. The record is from RefSeq and is a predicted model, not a curated record.
AUGAGGCUUUGCAACAGCCAGGCUGAAGGGAAGCUGUUGAGGAUGAGCUUUGAGCAAUAUGGGCCAGAUGGUGAGAAACUGGUUUGUCAGCUUAGAAAGGCCAUUUAUGGGUUCAAGAAGGCUCGUAGAUCCUGCUUGCUACUGAUGGUCUAUGUGGAUGAUAUUAUCAUCACUGGGAGUGUUGCUAGUGAGGUUAAUGAAGUGGUUAAGCAGAUUAAUGAUGUUUUUCGGUUGAAAGAUUUGAGGCAGGUUGAACUUUUUCUUGGUAUGGAGAUCAGUCAAGACUCCACUGGGUUGUCUACUUCUAAUCUAACCCUUACACCCAUGGUCAUUACUCCAAAGUUAAAAGCGAAUGAUGGUAGUAUUGUUGGAGGGCUGCAGUAUGUCACCUUGAGUAGACCAGAUAUUGCCUAUGCCAUCAAUAAGGUCAGCCAGUACAUGAACAAUCCCUGUGAAGUUCAUUGGAAAGCUGUCAAACGCAUACUCUGCUAUCUGUGUGGUACGAUUGAUCAUGGUUUGUACUAUCAGUCAUCUAAGUCCGCUGAUCUUGUUUGCUAUGUGGAUGCUAACUGGGCAGCAUCGGUUGAGGAUCUUCACUUUUCGUCAGGGUUCUGUAUUUACUUUGGGGGAAUCCUAGUGUUCAAAAAAGAAGUUCGUGGUGUCUCGAUCCACACCGGAGGCUGA